CCGGAACGAAAAUUCGGGAAAUUAAAUCAAAACUCAAGCAUUUAAUCGCUCUUCCGGUCCACAAAGAGGAAAUCAGGAUGAACGGUUUGUUUCAAAACUAUUGUGACCCGGAAAACCCGUCGUGGGCGCCGGGCUGGACGGUCCGCCCAGAUGGCCAGUAUCAAUUCAACAACAACAACUGCAGCAUGUCGUAUGACAGAGAACCAUCACCAAGAGCCUCAAGUUCCAAGGGCAGGGCUCGCUUGAGGCUGCAGCAUAUGUACCACACCGCUCCAAUCCCUCAGCAUCAGCAGCACUUCCAAGACGAUGGAUUCUAUGGCGGCGAGCAACCCUUCCAGCCGCAGCCGCAGAAGAAAAAGCGGAAAUUUCGCUAUCAACCACCAGCAGGGCGGCAACAAAUUGCUCCGCCACCGCAAAGAGGCCUCACAAGAAGAGCCAAGCCAAUGAACCAGUUUGAGCAGAACAAACAACAAAACAAGUGGAACCCUCCUCGCUCCGUCUUUGACCGUCUGGAUGUGCCGCCGCCGCAGCCGCUCAUGAUGAACAUGAAUUACGCGCCUGACUGGCACGCGCCGCCUUUGUGGAGCCCUUUCCACCAAGACGACUACCACUUUCCUGAUCAGCAUGCGGGUGGCUCGUGGCACGGUGAGCAGGCAGCCAGAUGGCAGGAUCGUCCGACCGUGACAACGAGGUACUACCGGCGGACGGCCAAGGGAGACCCGCCGCUUCGGCCAGGCUUGCGCGCCUUCUGCACCUACGAGACGGACCGGCAGCGCAGCAGCAAGAAGCUGCAGGCCAAGGGCCACAAGCUGCAGUUCGUGUACAAAAUCAAGGCGUGUCUGUGGCACAAGACCAAGAUGGGUCUGCACAAGAAGAAGACGCGCAUCGGCAGCAUCGCCUACAGGCAGCGCCUCUACCGGCAGGUCUUCAACAACAACAUGUUCUGCAGGAAGUCGCACUGCCAGUACUUCACCAGGAAUGCUGAAAAGCCCGACGUUUCUCUCGAGGCCUACGACACACCUGACUUGGAGGAAUGCCGCACGGAUGAGUACGUGUCGCUGGUGGCUUUGUGCACGCCGACUUCCUGGCAGGAGCCGAGGCACGCUUACUUUCGCCACUUGGAGUAUCAACUCUUCGUGCUCGACCCAGCUGGACUCGAGCUUGCAAGCCUGCAGCACCAGAUGAAUGAUUCCAAUUUCAGGAUUUUAAGUGCUGCCCGUCUGCAAAACCUGUACCUUUUUGGUGCGUACCUGAGCCAGAAGGAGCAGAUGCAGGCCGGCUCGAUGCUGCUGGCCGAGGUGGUCAGGUUCUUCUGCGUGAAGAGUGAUCAUCUGAAGCUUCUGUGCAAGCAUGGCUUCGACUCGAGGCACCUGACGGACGACCUGGACGCCUACCCAACCCCGAAGGAGGCGCACGCCCACCGGCCAGAGACCGAGGAAGACGUCUACAUGGUGGCCGCCAGGGUGAUCGUGCUGCCGGUCGAGCUGGACAGGAGCGAGAAUGACGUCUACCCUGAGUACAUCCUGAACUACAACUAUCUCAACCCUCCCAAGCAAUGAUUUCAUUUUUGCUUGACUUUUUCUUUUUCUUUAGUUUUUCUCUGGAGCAGAGAUGAAUUUCCAAAAUAUAUUUGGAGUGGGGGGAGUGUAACGAGGCUGUAAACUUACACUCAAUUGAGUUAUUUCAUGUUUACGUUUAUGAUUUGCCAUAAAUAAAGACGCAAGCGUCUGCUGCGAAA
This is a messenger RNA of Cloeon dipterum, 1738 nucleotides long. RefSeq lists its product as uncharacterized. Lineage: Eukaryota; Metazoa; Arthropoda; Insecta; Ephemeroptera; Baetidae. The coding region runs from base 78 to 1559 and encodes 493 amino acids. The transcript has 6 exons. The record is from RefSeq and is a predicted model, not a curated record.